This is a messenger RNA of Alligator sinensis (Chinese alligator), 966 nucleotides long. RefSeq names its product fibrous sheath-interacting protein 2-like. The record is from RefSeq and is a predicted model, not a curated record. The coding region runs from base 1 to 966 and encodes 321 amino acids. The transcript has 3 exons. Lineage: Eukaryota; Metazoa; Chordata; Crocodylia; Alligatoridae.
AUGGGAGACAUAUUCCGUUUGGUUUCCACAAGCACUGGAGACCAUUCUGACUCCGACAUUUUUGUUUGCGGAAACCUAACAGAUAAGACAGAUAUUUUAGCUAAUAGGAUAGCGGCUUCCAUAGCAAGAGAAGUUGCCAAACCUGAAUUUCAAGGCAGUUCAGAGGGGGAGACAUUGCCUGUUUCAACUUCAACAGAAGCUGUUAGGAUUGUUGAGAAAUUCCCUGCUGAUUUUGGCACAAUAGAGAAAGUGCCAAAGCCACCUAUAAACCCACCUAUUCUUGUGGUACCCGCGACAUUUGUGGAAGAAAUAUUAAGUCGAUUCCUUGCAAAAGUCUUAAGAUCAACUGAUGGCACAAGCCCAAAUUCCAGAAGACAUUUAUCACGAUCCAAAGUGAAUGAAAUUGUUGAGGACCUUAAAGAGGCCAUGGAACAAGGCCUGUCCAAACAUAAAAUCGAAAUGGUUACAGUAAUAAUUGAGGAACUCUCUGAUUGCCCUUUUUUACAGGCUGGUGGUGACAAUCCAGCAACACCAAGCCAAAGUGCAAUGAACCCAGGCAGAAUUGCCGACAUGGUCCUUUCCCAAGUGUCUGUUAGCGAAGAGCUUGAGACCUGGAGUUCUGAGGAGACAAUCCCAGUUUCCACUACAAACAUAACCACCUCAAAGACAGAGGAGCUGCCUGUGAAAACAAUCCCUUAUAUUAGAAUCACACAUACACCCAUUGCUCCGGACUUGGUGUCUGAUCAUUUACGAGUUAUUUCCCUAAAAACAGAACCUCCUGAGAAAGUGCAAAAAGCAUCCAUUGCUCAAACUGAGAAGUGUUCUGAAAAUGAAAGUUUAACAUCUGAGGCACAGAGAAAUGAAGACAGUCAUUUUUCUCUGGGUAGCACAGGACAACCAGUUGUAAGACCAGAGGAGAUAAGACUUUCAGUUGCUCAAGGUAUGCAGGUGAAAGACAGAUACUAG